Molecule: messenger RNA, 873 nt
Organism: Gracilinanus agilis (Agile Gracile Mouse Opossum)
Lineage: Eukaryota; Metazoa; Chordata; Mammalia; Didelphimorphia; Didelphidae
Gene: WDR83OS
Product: WD repeat domain 83 opposite strand
Exons: 4
Coding region: 77-397 (106 amino acids)
Biological process (GO): protein insertion into ER membrane
Cellular component (GO): endoplasmic reticulum membrane
Molecular function (GO): protein folding chaperone
Source: RefSeq, a predicted model, not a curated record
AGGGCGGGGUCAGAGCCAGUGUUUCGCGUGCCUCCUCUAACCCUCUCCGCAUACCCCGCCCCUUCCCGGCCAGGCCAUGUCUGUGAACAACAUGUCGGACCCCCGGCGGCCCAACAAGGUGCUCAGGUACAAGCCACCUGCCACAGAGAACAACCCAGCCCUGGAGGAUCCGACUCCAGACUACAUGAACUUGCUGGGAAUGAUUUUCAGCAUGUGUGGCCUCAUGCUAAAGUUGAAAUGGUGUGCCUGGAUUGCUGUCUAUUGUUCCUUUAUCAGCUUUGCCAAUUCUCGAAGCUCUGAAGACACCAAGCAGAUGAUGAGUAGCUUCAUGCUCUCUAUUUCUGCUGUGGUCAUGUCCUAUCUCCAGAACCCCCAGCCUAUGACACCUCCGUGGUAAAGGCACCAAUCUCCCGGUUCUUCAGCCUGGACUUCAGGACCCUAGGGCUUUCACUGUUGGUUUCUGGGCCGGAAAAAAAAAAAAGACGGAAAUUUAUUCAUUCCUCACUCCUGUGAUCACUUCUCAGCCUCUGCUCCAAAUCUGGGGCCUCAGCUCGUGAGUCCACGCUGGAAGGUCCUUACUCUGACCUUAUCUCCGCUGAAAAAUGGCUUAUUCUGGGGCUCUGGCCCUGUCAGUAUCCCCCAGCCCCGAAUUCCUUUCCAGCCUCCCUGCCCCGGGCACCCUGGGCUGAGGAGGAUCCUGCGAUUGCUGAGCCCCAGUGCCUGCCCUCGUCUUGGGCCAGGGUGCAUCCCAGAGGGCUGAGUCUUGGGACUGACAUCCCCGCGCUGAGGCAGCCCGGGCUGGGGCCGCGGGCGCGGGGCAGGCAGCUUGUAACUACUUGUAGCAACCAAUACAAAUAUAUGUGUAAGAAAGUU